AUGCACAGACUGAGCUCGUCGCAACUCUCGCUAAACGAGAGCCUAUUCGAUGUCUCCAUCUCCGGGAGCAGUGCCCAGAAUCAGCGCUUGGGGCAUUUGCGCAAGGUCGGUCUGAUGACGAGUCUCUCUGUAGCCACCGAAAAGAGACCGUCCGACUUCUUCCUUGCACGAAACAACAACGACAAUUCCUCCGCUGCGCUUAGUAGACCUAAAUCUAGUGUAUCCACGUCGUCGGAAACUUCGAAAGACUCGGAUGACGGUGUUCUGGUUGUUCUGACUCCAUUCGAUGUGAUGGAGUCUCGCCUCAGCUCUGCCACCGCCGCCUCUGUUUACCUGAAAAACAUGGACCUGGACCUGAACCACAAACUGUCUGCCCUGGAGAGAGAAUUGCCUGCCGCGCCCAUUGUUUCUUCCACCGCAAAUCUUGUUUCGCGGCCGCUUCCAGACUUGCCAGAGGUUCCUAGUCUUACAAGCUCAUCUCCUCCCAAAACUCAACGACAACUAUCAUCAUCUUCGCAUCUGGACGCCUCAGGCAUGUUUCCGCUUACACGCACGAAAACGCGAUACUACAACCCCAAGGAAAAGAAAGAAAGACAACAGCUUCGAAAGAAACUCUACGAAGAAAACAAUGAUGAUGACGUGAUCAUGUCGCAGGAUCUAAGUCUAGUGUUCAAUGUGCCUGUCAUCAAGAAACAUCAUGAGAUCUACACCCAUAGUCAGAGCUCCAAGUCGUCGUACUUCUCUCGUGAUGACAUCGUGAAAGUGGAUGACAACAAAUACAAUGCCUUUAAGCAGCCAAUGAAGCCAUGUCCAUUGCCAGGAGUAUUAGCUCUGUCACGAAGCAAAAGCGGUAGCAGUGCGAACCCAUCUUCUGUCUCUUUUCAUGAUGACUCGUCGUCCGCAGACCUCCAUCUGACGUCGUACCAGAGUAUCGACACGGACGAGGAAGUAUCGCGCAACAUCUCUGACUUCUAUGCUCUGCGCUCUGAAUCAUAUUCUAAACUUGUUCGCGCCUCGAGGGACAGCCAUAUUUACAAACUACCACAUUACAUUCGCUCGCAAAACUCAAUCGAGGACAUCAGCUUAGUGUCGCCAGAAAAGCUUGAGCUUAUUGACCAGUCAAGACCUAUCAAUCUCCCCCCUAAAAGCUCCGAAGAUAUCUCCAAACACAGACGAGAAAUUAACAGGGUCCUCAAGAAUGUUGAAACUACCAACAAGUCCCAAAGUUUAUCUCGUCAAAAAUUCAACGAUAACUUAGCUACCGUUCAAUCUACUUGGAACAAAGUGUUUCUGGCUGGAAAGGGCAAGGAUCUUUCUAAUACCCUCAAUUCCGAGAAAGAGAAAUUGAGAAGUUAUAUGUGGGAAAAUCAAACCCAUGACACUCUCACCUAUCAUUUUUUCAGUAAAGUCCUUCAACUCAACCUAGGGAAUGAUGCGGUUAAUCAAAUGCGUUCUGAAUACGAUCAAGUCGAGGCAACUCAUCAUGCAUUGUCAGAGCAGACAAAGGCGACCAAAAACGCUGAGUUCGACUCUAUCAUAACACAUGUGACCUCCCGGCCUCUUAUUUAUAACUUCAUACAAGAAGCUAAGGAAAGUGUGCUGUUUGACUUCAACUACACCGACUUUGUGAAGAAUUUCAGGCAUCUUCUUUACUUAAAAUCCUUGUCCGACGGUGGGUUGAAGAAACAUCAUCAGAUAUUUUCCAUUCCUAUAUUUUUAAUUCUUUUCCGUGGAGAAUCAAUGGCCAACGUCUAUCUCAUGAUUGAAAUGUUUGAUGCAGAAAUUUUCAGCGACGAAGUAUUCGCUGAUUUGUCGAAGAAAUUAUCUGGAUGGUCAAAUCUUUCUUCGAUGUCAUACUCGAGUGCCACCUACAAAGUUUUGAGCCGAUUUUCAAGCCUUGAAGAAUUUGAGACUCUAAACACAUCUACAAUUUUCGAGCUCAUGCUUCAGCUCAACGACAAGCUACCUCUCAGUCUCAGCGCGCCUUCUACCCCAAUCAUCUCCAGGGGUUCUUUCUUGUCAUACAACAAGAUUGUUGAAGAGCCAGGAAGUGACUCAUUAGACAGUGUUCAGUCGCUAUCAAACAGCUCAGACAGUCUGUUGAACUCUGUGCUUACAUAUAAUGCUUCGAUUUCCUCCUCUCACAAACUACUUUUGACUUUCCUUAACUUGCUUGUGAUUUACUCACGGUCGCGCAAGAGAACUCAAAAUAUUGUCAAACUUUUGCAAUCGUUUUUGUUGACAAUUUUCGACUACUAUCAUAUAGGUUGGAACACUUCCGAAGAGCUUGUGAAAAUGAACGGCUCAAUCAGAGUCAACCAUACCAAUGACCAGUGGGCAAACCUUGAAUCCUUCACUUCCAAGUGGAAGCAAACUUUCAAGAAAAUGUAG
This is a messenger RNA of Australozyma saopauloensis, 2391 nucleotides long. RefSeq lists its product as uncharacterized. Lineage: Eukaryota; Fungi; Ascomycota; Pichiomycetes; Serinales; Metschnikowiaceae. The transcript has a single exon. The record is from RefSeq and is a predicted model, not a curated record. Bases 1 to 2391 code for a protein of 796 amino acids.